AUGCCGCUACAGAGAUGGGAUUCAGAUGAUAGCUCUGAGGGGGAGGUAGCGGGGGGAUUGCAGCGAUACAGCGCAAGGCCUGGAAGUUCAUCUAGUGAUGAUGAGAGCGACAGUGAUCAUAAGGGCGGCACUGGAACUAUAUCACUGUCAGUGACCCGGAUGGAAUCACUCCAUGCUGUCGCCACUGAAAUAGACAAAACCAGCGACAAGGACAUUGCCAACAGGUUGAAGGCCGUCCUCCGAGAUGGCCCAUGUGAAUGCCAGUGCAGAGUUCCAGUGCCUGCACUGAUCCGCAUCAACAGGACCUUUUGGAAUUUGAGCAAAGCGGCGCAAGAUAGCAUCCUUUGGAUAGCUCCAAAGUCUCUUUUGGAGAAAUCCGACCAGCAGCUGCGCGAGGAUCUUCUGAACAAGCUCGUGGACUCCCGUCUCAUGGGGCCGACUGCUCAGUUGUGCUUUGGGCAUGACCCAAAACAACUACCCAUGCGUGAACUGCCUCACGGAUGUUACUGGAACGUCUACAUGAUGUACACGGCGUACUGCCGGAUGAUGGGGGAGGAGCCUGCAGGGAAGAGUUUGUUCUAUAGCACUGUGCGAGCUUGGGACAGCUGCCUGAAGUUCCACAAGAAGACGGACUUCCAGCAGGUCAUCAAGUGGUCGGACAUGCUCCUCUCGCACUACACAGUGCAAUGGAGAGACCGCCAGACCUAUUGGAUGGCGCGUCAGCGUGCAGUGGUGUCAAAGCAGAACUUGGGCGAGCACAUCUUCACUAGCUUCCCAGACCCGGAAAGGCUUUUGGACACAGACCUGAGCUCCGUGCUGAAGGCUGCAGAAGAUGGCUUCAAUUGGCAGCGGAUCAACUUCGUGUUGGAGAUCCGUGGGGAUUCCGUGGAGAAGUUCAUCGCGCAAGCACAAGACCGAACAAAAAAUGCUUUGCACAGCUCCAUGGUUGCUGCCUACAAUGCUUGGGAGGAACAACUAGAGUGCCAUGAAAAGGCAUGGAGCGUGGUCACUUCCUACCUGGACUCCAACUUGCACGUUUUCUGGGCCAAAACAGAGCAGGCUGAAUCGGUUGUGAUUCCACAGAUCACAACAUGGGUGCAGGAGUCUCUUGGGGAUAUCCCGGAAUGCCGGUCUGCAGAUGAUCACAGCAUUGUGGCCUGGCUCUGCCUUCCGACCUGUGGCAUUGUCAGUGCUGCCAAGCACAGCUUCUUCCUGACCUUCAUCGCCAACUUUCUUGCACAGCAUCGCCGGAAUGGCCUUGUUCUCAUUUUCCAUGCCAACCGAGAUGCUGCUGAAGAUGCCGAUGUCCGAGAUGUGAGGACAGAUCUGGCGCAGAAAGACCGAAACCUCAGCGUGCGGAGUGUCACAUGGAUCUUUGCUCCAGAGGAGGUCUCCGAUGGCAAACGCAUGCUUUGCGGGACCGUGGUGUUGGAUGCAUCCGAUCAAAUCACCCAGCGAGUUGCAAACACCCUCUAUGACAAAUGCCGGUCCAAAGCUUUGAGUUUGCCCCAGUUCCCUGACUUUCAACCUCUGUUGCAAGCCCUGAAGCAGGGUGACUCUGCAUCAGUGAGCCGCCAAUACAAUGUUUGUGUUCAAGCCCAAGACCGGUUGGUGAUUUUGGAGAGCUUCGCAUCCAAGUUUGUGAACAGCGAAAUCACGAAGGAUAAGUGUGAACAGGCCAUCACCAACCACAAUGAGAAGUACAACACUGGUGGAGAGUACUGGGCCCAAGAGACGAGGUCAGGCGAGUCUGCGCCAGAGCCUCCUACAAAGAAGAUCAAGAUUGAGCCCACAGACAUGUUCAAGGAGUCUGAUGUGUCAAGCUUGCAGCAUCCGCAUAAGUUGUCCAUCAACAAUGCUGCAGAGCUCCUGACGGAUGGCACUGGUGAGCUACUGUACUUGAUUUCCCGAGGGAAGAACACCUUCAACCAACAUCGCGAGCUGUUUUCCUUUGGAUCAGGUGAGUGGCGUGAAGCCUCUGAAGCAGACGAGGUCAUGCAGGACACUUCUGGCCGGUGGUACCCCUUUGUGGUUUCCACAGAGACUCUGCUUUGCUUAGAGAAGCAAGGGCUUCCUGAGCACUUGCAGCAGCUGCCAAGCAUUGAAUCCCCAGUGGCUGUGAGCUCCCUUUUGGCUGAAAUGGAGGACAGCGGCGAGGCAUCCGGGAUCUGUGAGAAGGGGUUCUAUUGUGGCCCACCUUUUUGA
Messenger RNA from Durusdinium trenchii, 2205 nucleotides. The record is from the annotation of a GenBank genome assembly. Lineage: Eukaryota; Dinophyceae; Suessiales; Symbiodiniaceae.